GUCAAGGAACGGAAGCCGGGAGGGAACUAGGGCGGAAGGGGACCAGGGCCGGGGUUGUGUUCGGAGCCUUGGCGGGGCUGGGGUUCUGAUGUGGUCCCCGGAGCGGGAGGCCGAGGCCCCAGCCGGGGGAGACCCGGCGGGCCUACUGCCCCCCGAGUGGGAGGAGGAUGAGGAACGCAUGUCUUUCCUAUUCUCCGCCUUCAAAAGGAGUCGCGAGGUGAACAGCACCGACUGGGACAGCAAGAUGGGCUUCUGGGCUCCGUUGGUGCUGAGCCACAGCCGCCGCCAGGGGGUGGUGCGCCUGCGUCUGCGGGACUUGCAGGAGGCCUUUCAGCGCAAGGGCAGUGUCCCGCUGGGGCUGGCCACCGUGCUGCAGGACCUGCUACGUCGAGGGGAGCUACAGCGGGAGUCAGACUUCAUGGCCAGUGUAGACAGCAGCUGGAUCUCCUGGGGGGUUGGAGUCUUCCUGCUGAAGCCCCUCAAGUGGACUCUUUCCAACAUGCUAGGUGAUAAUAAAGUUCCUGCCGAGGAGGUGCUUGUAGCUGUGGAGCUGCUUAAGGAGAAGGCCGAGGAGGUGUAUCGUCUGUAUCAGAACUCCCCUCUCUCCUCGCACCCUGUGGUGGCCCUGGCAGAGCUGAGCACCCUCUGUGCGGGCUCCUGUCCGGAUGAGAGGACCUUCUACUUGGUGUUGCUGCAGCUGCAGAAAGAGAAGAGAGUCACAGUUCUUGAGCAGAACGGGGAAAAGAUUGUGAAGUUUGCCCGAGGGCCACAUGCCAAGGUCUCUCCUGUCAACGACGUAGAUGUUGGGGUAUACCAGCUGAUGCAGAGUGAACAGCUGCUCUCGCGCAAAGUGGAGUCCUUGUCCCAGGAGGCAGAGAGGUGUAAAGAAGAAGCCCGCCGGGCAUGCCGAGCAGGAAAGAAGCAGCUGGCACUGAGGUCUCUCAAGGCCAAGCAACGGACAGAGAAGCGCAUCGAGGCUCUCCAUGCCAAGCUGGACACUGUUCAAGGCAUCCUGGACCGGAUCUAUGCCUCCCAGACAGACCAGAUGGUUUUCAAUGCCUAUCAGGCUGGAGUAGGAGCACUAAAACUCUCCAUGAAGGAUGUCACAGUGGAGAAGGCAGAGAGCCUUGUGGAUCAGAUCCAAGAGCUGUGUGACACCCAGGAUGAAGUUUCUCAGACUCUGGCUGGUGGGGUGACCAACGGCUUAGAUUUUGACAGUGAGGAACUGGAGAAGGAAUUGGACAUCCUUCUUCAGGAUACCACCAAAGAACCUUUGGAACUGCCUGACAACCCCCCUGAGACAUUUUAUACCAACAGUGUGCCUAACCCUAGGAUCUCGGACGCUGAACUUGAAGCUGAACUUGAGAAACUGUCCUUAUCAGAGGGAGGUUUGGUCCCAAGCAGUAAAUCUCCAAAAAGGCAAUUGGAACCAACUCUCUAAAGCCAUUCUAGGACCCUCAAGUGAAGGACCCUCAUGUAAAAGAGAGACCAGGCUUGUGUGUGUGUACAUAGUUAUUUAAAUGAGAAACUCUCAGAAUUUGUUGGGAAGAGGAGGAAGGAGAACUACUCUGAUUUAUCUGGAUGCUACCACUCACUACCGGACAGAUGUAAUUUCUGGAAGCGUGCUCGCAAGGCGUGCUCCCAGCUGGUGUCAUGGACCUGCCUUCUCAUCUUUAUAGUGCCACAGUUUAUACAGUUCUGUGUUUGACCUGUCGUCUCUCAUAGCCUGCAGUUCUUGCCAUUGGCUCAGUGAGGUUUGUCUUCACCCGCCAGCUUUGUUCCAGCCAAUGAAGGUGAAAGAGUUGCAGCUUUGCCAAAUCAAAACCAGCCCCUUCUCCCCACCCCACUGUUUUUUUCCGAGGACUUUAUUCUGUCUGUAAGGUCAGGUAAACAACUUGUUCCAGUCCUACUCUGUUUGCAUUGGCAAUGCGAGGAAGGAGAACCAAACAGCUGCCACUUUAUGGAGGAACGUGCAGUGUGAAAGGCUGUUCUGUGGGGUCACUGGCCUGAUUCUCCAGGUGUUCAGAAAAAGAGGGCCACCCUGAGUGUCCGAGUCACGACAGCUGGCGAGGGGGCUCUUGUAGUUGGUGGAUGAUGCCGCCUCUUCCAUCUUACGCAGAACAUCUGCGGACUGGAGAGUUAGUCUUUUGACCUUGAGGGGGAAAAGCCCAGGUGACUCUAGGGCCCCAGGUGUCCAAACUCCGUAUCUUUUUUUUCACAGGGCAUAAUGUUUGCCUUGCCCCCACCAUGGAAUAACUUACAUAUAACUUAAAUAUGUGUAUCAGAACAAGCCACACAACCACACACCUUCCCUUCUUGAGCCUGGCACACAACAACAGGUUCUUGGUUUGAACUUCCAAAGCAUUUCUCUUUGUAGCCCAUUGCUCGGGGCAGGGGAUCUGAGCCAGGAUGUGCAAUAGAAGCAGAAGAUUGUGGCCUUCCGCCAUGUCUGCUGUGUGCUUCCCCGGUCCUGCGCUACACCUGUCCUGCCUCCUGACGUCCUGUCUUCCUGCUUCCUUUGGUGGACUGGGGAGGAUGGUCUGGGGAGGCAGACAGGAGGGUCCGAAUGUUCUGGCAACAGGGAGAAGAAAGGAGGACAGCCACACUGCCACUCUGCUGCCACAGUACAAGUAUUUCUGCCUGGAGCCCUUUGCCCUGUCCCUCCUCCUCGAGGUGCUGCAGAGCCGAGGGAAAGAAUUUGCUCCAGGCCAGGAGCAUGAAUUACGUUCAAUUUCUCUCCUACUUGACCUUGGUAAAUCGAAAUGUUGGGGGUGAAGAGAAACAAUCACUAUUUUUUCUUUUUUAUCUGGUAAAUAAUUAAAAGAAAAAACCCGAGCGCUUGUCCUUGUCUCUUCUUAGGUUGUAUAGUGUCGUGUGCCUUCAUGCCUCCCCAUCCGCACCUGCAGCAGAGACACGCUCAGGGUCUUGGCUGAAGGCCGUGGGAGAAGGACGUGGCUGCAGAGUGUGAAUGCUGAGCUGGGCGCCACCGACUGCUCGCUCUCACACCACCUGUGUCUCUUCCGGGGGAGGAGGCGUUCUUUGAAGGGCCUGCGUUGCAGGAGGGUGCCAUCAUCUUGUUGAUUAUUUUCCACGGCCUGUUCUCUUUCAAUGACCCGAUCCCUCUGCCUGCUUUUUUAGUCUGGCCCAGAAUUCACUCAGCGCCUGCUACGUGCCCAGUGUUUGCCACUGCUGGUGGGUAGGCUGAAUGCAGGCUAGGAACAGGCUGGAAGGUCUACCACAGCACUGGGUUCACAGCUCUAGGGGAGUCAACGAGCCCAGAGCAGAAACAGCGUGGGCAGAGAACCCGGUGAAACAGGCCAAGUGCUCUGAGGGAGGCAUGUCAUAGGGACCCCCGGUCAAACUGAAUGACCUGGACAUUGGGCGUCUCUUAUCUCGUCUCGUGUUACUCUUUCUCUCACUGACCAGAGCUGCUGAGGAGUCCUUGUUGAAAUGUUUUAGCCUGGUCCCUUGCUGCUGAAAGAAAUGAGAAGAUGUUGAGUCUGGGUUGGCUCAGAGAGAACAAGGAGCCGCUGGCUGGCGGUGGCUGCAUUUCUGCACGUGAUCCCAAUGGGAGCCUGAGUCCAGCAUCAGGAAUCUCUCCUCUUGAAGGAAUGGACUUGGUUUAUUAAGGGAACUGGUGAAUUUUCUCAUGUGUGGAGCUAUAUUGGGCCCAGAUGAAUCAGGCUCGCAUACCGCCCUGCUGAAAGUGGAGUGCCCUUCAGGGUACAAAUAAAGAGCUAAGAAGUUUCCGGAAUAAA
Messenger RNA from Ailuropoda melanoleuca (giant panda), 3758 nucleotides. RefSeq names its product charged multivesicular body protein 7 (gene CHMP7). The transcript is spliced from 10 exons. Gene Ontology annotation, cellular component: cytoplasmic side of plasma membrane; ESCRT III complex; multivesicular body. The record is from RefSeq and is a predicted model, not a curated record. NCBI's taxonomy places the organism in Eukaryota, Metazoa, Chordata, Mammalia, Carnivora, Ursidae. The coding region runs from base 89 to 1441 and encodes 450 amino acids. Gene Ontology annotation, biological process: late endosome to vacuole transport via multivesicular body sorting pathway; vesicle budding from membrane.